AUGUCUCGAAUGUGGGAGGUUGAUCCAGAGACGAAGGCCAAGCUUCUUCAAAUAUCCAAGACGAAUGGAAACGACAAAUGUUGCGACUGCGGUGCCCCAUCGCCCCAAUGGGCCUCACCUAAAUUCGGAACCUUCAUCUGCCUCAACUGCGCCGGCACGCAUCGCGGACUAGGCGUUCACAUCUCCUUCGUCCGCUCCAUCACCAUGGACGCCUUCAAGACCUCCGAGAUCCUACGCAUGGAGAAUGGAGGCAACGAGCCCUGGAAGACAUUCUACGACAACCACCCGAUCACCCAGUCCGAAGGCCGGACCUUCGAAGACUCAACCAUCAAGGAACGGUACGAAGGCGAGGUCGGCGAAGAAUGGAAGGAGAGACUCUCCGCCACCGUCGAGGGCCGCGAAUACGUCCCCGGCCAACCGAAGCCCAAAAAGCCAGCCGCGGAGCCAUCCACAUCGCGAUCGAGCACGCCAUUGGCGAACACGAACACGGGAGGCCGCGGCGGCGGCUCCCCCGCCUCCCAUGAGGGUCUCGAUGCUGCCGGCGGGAGCAGGAAGGAUCGCAACGAGGCAUACUUUGCCAAGCUGGGGUCCGAGAAUGCCACGCGCUCGGCGUCCCUGCCGCCCUCGCAGGGCGGGAAAUUCACGGGCUUCGGCGGCGGCAUGCCGCCCACGGCGGGAUCCAAGAACUCUCCCACGCGCGGGUCCGUGCCGGGCCUAGACGAGUUCCAGAAGGAUCCUGUCGGCGCGCUGACGAAGGGGUUCGGCUGGUUCACGACGGCUGUCGGGAAGAGCGCGAAGACGGUGAACGAUAUGUAUAUCCAGCCUACGGCGAAGACGGUACCCCUUCCCCUCUCCCUCUUUUUUUUCCCAACUUUCUCGCUAGCGGAGCAACUGUCCCGUUUAGCCGAAUCCGACUUCGCGGCCCAGGCGCGUCUCCAGGCUGCGCAGCUGGGCCAGAAUAUCCAGCUUGGCGCCCGUGGCGCCGCGGACCAUCUGACUCGCUUCGUCGAGGGACCUGAUGAUGGCGCCGCGGCGGCUGCCCGGCGGCGCCAGGAGCCCGAGCGGAAGGAUUUCUGGGAUGAUUUUGCGUCGUUGGGGGAGCAGGAUAGCCACCGGCGGAGUACGUCGCGGUCGAGCGCGAUCGGGACGACGGCUAUCAGGCCUAGUGGCGGUGGGCCGAGUGGGGGGUCGUCUGCUGCUGGGUCUGGGGCUGCGACGGGGACGUCGUCUUCGGCUGGAAGAGGGGGUGAUGAGGGGGGAUGGGAUGAUAAUUGGUAG
Molecule: messenger RNA, 1278 nt
Organism: Aspergillus thermomutatus
Lineage: Eukaryota; Fungi; Ascomycota; Eurotiomycetes; Eurotiales; Aspergillaceae
Product: GTPase-activating protein GCS1
Exons: 4
Coding region: 1-1278 (425 amino acids)
Biological process (GO): regulation of endocytosis; regulation of ARF protein signal transduction
Cellular component (GO): Golgi membrane
Molecular function (GO): GTPase activator activity
Source: RefSeq, a predicted model, not a curated record